AUGAAAAGUAUUGCUACUGUUCCUACUGCCGAAGUGCUCAUAGACACGUGCCUUUCUAGAACCAACAGAAGAACCCCCACCGAAAUACACAAGCACUACCAGAUUGGAAGAAUAAGAGAAUUCUACACAAAGAAGGUAAAGUUCACCUCUUCUAUGUACGUAGGAAAGCUCAAUGACAUACUCAACACAUUCCCAAAAGUUGAUGAAGCCCACCCCUUUACGUCUGAUCUCAUAAACGUGCUCUACGACAGAGACCACUACAAAAUGGCGCUGGGCCACAUUAAAACCGUUGCCUCUGCCAUUACAAGAACAGAGAAAGAGUACACCAAGCUGAUUAAGUACGGAGACUCUCUGUACCGGUGCAAACAGCUUAAAAGAGCAGCUCUUGGAAAGAUGUCCACAAUGGCCAAGAAACUCGCAAAGACGCUUGUGUACCUCGAGGAGGUGAGACAGAGUCUGAUGCGAAUGCCCGACAUAGACCCAUCCACGCGUACGCUUUUGAUAUGCGGAUACCCCAAUGUCGGAAAGAGCAGCUUCAUGAACACAGUGAGCAGGGCUAAGGUCGAUGUGCAGCCGUAUGCAUUUACCACCAGGAAUCUGUACGUGGGACACUUUGACUACAAAUACUUGAGGUGGCAGAUAAUAGACACUCCCGGAGUGCUAGACCACCCCAUAGAAGACAUGAACACAAUUGAAAUGCAGAGUGUCACUGCGCUGGCCCAUUUGCGAGCAGCUGUGCUGUACUUCAUAGACAUAAGCGAAACCUGCGGAUACUCCAUCCAGGCCCAGAUCGGGCUUUUUAAGAGCUUAUCCCCGCUCUUUGAAGGAAAGCCUGUUAUUUUCAUCCUGAGCAAGUCAGACAUCAAGAAGUUCGACCAGCUCGAUGCAGAUCUGCAGAGAGAUGUGAAGGAUCUGAUAGGAAGCAACCCGGUGGUGGAGAUAUCAUCGCUAGAAGAGAACAACGUAGACCUGGCGAAGAACACAGCGUGCGAGUAUCUGCUGGAGCACAGAGUUGAGCUGAAGAUGCAGGAAAAAAGGCUGGAGGAGUUCAGAAUAUUCCUGGACAUCAAAAAGCCGCGCAUAGACCCAGACUACAAGAGAGUUGCACAGACAGAGGAGUUUGGAAAGAGAGAGGAGACGCAGAACGACCUGAGAAAGAAAGCAGAAGAAAGAGGAGAGAAGUUCUUUUCAGACCUGAACGCACAGUACUUCAUAAAGAACGAGUGGAAAUACGAUACAAUACCCGAGAUAUACAACGGAAAGAACAUAGCUGAUUAUAUUGAUGUAGAUAUAGAAGCUAAGCUGCAGAAGCUGGAAGAGGAGGAAGACUACUACAUGCAGGAGGUGUACAACAGAGAGUACGCCCUGCUGGACAAGACAGAGAGGGACAAAAAACAGAGAAUUGUGCACUCCAAAAUACUCAAGAGACUCAAGGGUCUUGACAAACAGAGAGAGAGCCUGCCUGAGCGCAUGAAGACAACAGCGCUCUGCAAGAAGAUAGAGGCCAAGGAGAGAGAAAGCAGCACGCCAGCCGCCAUGGAGAUAGACCACCCAAUGGCCAGCAGACUGAAGCCCAAGGAAGCCCGCGUGGUUGUGCUGACACUAGACCAGCAGAGACUCCUCAAGCGUAAAGAUAAGUACCUUAAAGAGAAGAAGCUGGAAGGCACAAAGGGCGAGAGCGAUAGAAUGCAUCUUACAGAUAGGCCAAAGCACUUGUUCAGUGGUAAGAGAACUAACGGUAAGUCACAGAGAAGAUAA
Molecule: messenger RNA, 1758 nt
Organism: Nematocida minor
Lineage: Eukaryota; Fungi; Microsporidia
Product: nucleolar GTP-binding protein
Exons: 1
Coding region: 1-1758 (585 amino acids)
Biological process (GO): ribosomal large subunit biogenesis
Cellular component (GO): nucleolus
Molecular function (GO): GTP binding; GTPase activity; RNA binding
Source: RefSeq, a predicted model, not a curated record